Molecule: messenger RNA, 2632 nt
Organism: Pan troglodytes (chimpanzee)
Lineage: Eukaryota; Metazoa; Chordata; Mammalia; Primates; Hominidae
Product: golgin subfamily A member 8S
Biological process (GO): Golgi organization
Cellular component (GO): cis-Golgi network; Golgi cis cisterna; Golgi cisterna membrane
Molecular function (GO): protein binding
Source: RefSeq, a predicted model, not a curated record
ACCUCCUCUGGCUCAGUCACACAGCUGCCUGGUAGGCGAGUGGAGGUGUUCAUCAGUGCUCCCUGGGAUUUCGCUCACGUGGCCCCAACCCCGCCUCCCUCCCCACCCCGCCUCCCUCCCCACCCCGCGAUGGCAGAAGAAACUCAACAGAGCAAAUUGGCCGCAGCAAAGAAAAAGUUAAAAGAAUAUUGGCAGAGAAACAGCCCUGGUGUUCCAGCAGGAGCAGAGAGGAACAGGAAAACAAAUGGCAGUGGCCCUGAGACAGCCACCUCUGGUGGUGGCCACUCACCUGGGGAUUCAGCACCAGGUGUCCAUGGGGAGGGCCCUACAUCAUCUGCUACCCUGAAGGAUCUGGAGAGCCCAUGCCAAGAACCAGCAGUAGUCCCAGACUCCAGGUCUGUAAAAAUCAGUCAACUGAAGAACACCAUCAAAUCUUUGGAGCAACAGAAGAAACAAGUGGAACAUCAGCUGGAAGAAGAAAAGGAAGCAAACAAUGAGAAACAGAAAGCCGAAAGGGAGCUAGAGGUUCAAAUCCAGAGAUUGAACACACAGAAAGGGAAACUAAAUAUGGACCUAUAUCAUACGAAACGUUCUCUCAAGUAUUUUGAAGAUGAGUCCAAGGGUCUGGCCAUUCGCCUGCAACAUUCAUUGCAGCGUAUAGCAGAGUUAGAGCGGGCUCUCUUUGCUGUCACCACCACACAGGAGAAGAAGGAGGACAGUACCUUGAGCCGCAGUAAAGCAGUUAUCGAGUGGCAGUUAGAGUGGUCCAUACAGGAGCAGGCACUGCUGAAUGCACACACUACAUGGUUGAAGGAGUCGCUUAAACAAAUCCGGCUAGAGAGAGAUGAAUAUGCUCAACAUAUAAAAGAAGAGAGGGCCCAGUGGCAGCAGAGGAUGAGGAAAAUGUCGCAGGAGGUUCACACAUUGAAGAAGGAGAAGUAUGAAACACAUCGGGGAGAGAAGCUGGAGAGGAGCUUGUCCAAACUCAAAAACCAGAUGGCUGAACCCCUGCUCCCGGAGCCUCCAGCAGUGCCCUCUGAGGUGGAGCUGCAGCACCUGAGGAAGGAGGUGAGAGUGGCAGCAGAACUCCAAGCCCAGGUGGACAACAAUAAGCGCAUGAGUGUCCUGAUAUUGGGGCAAAAGAAGAGGCUUCAGGAGCAGGAUGAGAGGCUUCGGGAGCAGGACGCGAGGCUUUGGGAGCAGGACGCGAGGCUUCAGGAGCAGGAUGAGAGGCUUCGGGAGCAGGACGCGAGGCCUCAGCAGCUGGCCGAGCCACAGAGUAGCUUCGAGGAGCUGAACAAGAACAAAAGUGCACUGCAGUUGGAGCGGCAAGUAGAGGAGCUGCAGGAGAAGCUUGGCGAGGAGUGCCUGGAAGCUGCCAGCCAGCAAAACCAGCCCCUACAGGCCCAGUUGAGCCUCAUGGCUCUCCCUGGGGAAGGAGAUGGAGGAGGACAUCUGGACAGUGAGGAGGAGGAGGCACCUCGGCCCAUGCCGAGCAACCCGGAGGACCUGGAGAGCUGGGAGGCCACGGUUGCAUUUUUCAACUCCGCUGGAGCCAAUGCCCAGGAGGAGCAGGCAUGGUUACAAGAGCAGGUGAAAGAGCAGAGGGUGUGCUGCCAGCGCAUGGCUCACCUGGUGGCCUCAGUCCAGAAGGAGCCAGAGGCAGCGGUCCCAGCCCCAGUGACUGGGGGCGACUCUGUGAGUGGGGAGACCCACCAGGCUAUGCAGGAGGUCAUGGAGAAGCUGGAGAGCGGCCUUAUGGACCUUCUGGAGGAGAAGGCGGACCUGAGGGAGCGAGUGGAGAAGCUAGAACUUUGAUUCAUCCAGUACUGGAAAGACAGAAGCCAUCAGAAAGUUCAUCGCCUUUGAACAGAGCCAGGGGGCAGUGCCAAAGAUGCGGCAACGGGAGGAGGACAUCAUCAGGCUGGUCCAGGACAAGGAAGAGAUGAAGGUGAAGCUGCUGGAGCUGCUGGAGACGAUGUUGCGGCUUGUGGUGACUACAACGAGGGACACAGCAAAUUCCCGGCCACUGCCCUGAAGCUUGCUGAUGACCCCGGUCCAGGAGCCCCAGCCCCCCAGGAGCUUGUGGGUGCUGACAAGCAUGGUGAUCUUUGUGAGGUGAGCCUCACUGACAGCGUGGAGCAACCAGGCUUGUGCAGCAACUCCCGUAUGCCAUUCUUUUGCUGGGCUUGGCUGCUGAGAAGAAGGAGAUAAACAUCACCAUCAUCAAAAAGCUGCUCAAGAAAUUUUAAAAAAGGAAAAAAAGUUAUGGGGUUCAUCUCCUACCCAAUUCAUUUACUUCACUUGAAUGUUAGAGCCACUCAUGAUUAUUUGUGUUUGUAAUUUAUAGUUUAAGUUUAUUUGUAAAAAGUUAAAGGAGAGUGGGUCUCUGUGGCUUUCACUGAUGUUCACUCUGGCAUCCUUCAGCAUUUUUCUUUUUUAGUUUCAUAACUGUAGGUCAUUAGCAUGCAUAUCGAGUUUGCCCUUACGUGGUGGGAGUUCAAAUACACAAAGACCCACUAUUUGCACAAAAUUAUUCUUGCUGGUUUGGAAUAGGCUGCCAUGCUUUUUUAAUGUUAUUGCAGCAUGUAUAUUCAUUACAGAAUUCAGAUAAAAUUUGCUUAUGUUCUGC